Molecule: messenger RNA, 4008 nt
Organism: Procambarus clarkii (red swamp crayfish)
Lineage: Eukaryota; Metazoa; Arthropoda; Malacostraca; Decapoda; Cambaridae
Source: RefSeq, a predicted model, not a curated record
AUGAACAACUGGCCCACCGUGGUGGAAGAAUGCAGUCAGCAUAUACGUGAAGGUGACGUGUUUGAUAGUGAAGGUGACGUGUUUGAUAGUGAAGGUGACGUGUUUGAUAGUGAAGGUGACGUGUUUGAUAGUGAAGGUGACGUGUUUGAUAGUGAAGGUGACGUGUUUGAUAGUGAAGGUGACGUGUUUGAUAGUGAAGGUGACGUGUUUGAUAGUGAAGGUGACGUGUUUGAUAGUGAAGGUGACGUGUUUGAUAGUGAAGGUGACGUGUUUGAUAGUGAAGGUGACGUGUUUGAUAGUGAAGGUGACGUGUUUGAUAGUGUGGGAGUGUUCGAAUUCCAGAAUAGUGGCGAAUCUUCAGAGUUACACGCGGCACAGUUAACUGUUUCCUCCUCUGCUAUCCCAGGUUGCUGCUGGUGUUCGGUGCAAGUGUUCGAGUUCGAAGCCAGCGGGAAAUCUUCAGAGUUUCACGCGGUACAGUUAACUGUUUCCUCCUCUGCCAUGCCAGGUUGCUGCUGGUGUUCGGUGCAAGUGUUCGAGUUCCAAGCUAGCGGGGAGCAGUCAGACAGCCACCUGCGGUACAGGGACAAGUUAUCCUUCGCGCCCCUCGACUCUCUCUCCUUCUGCGUGAGGCUCAGAUUCUACUUCCUGUGGGAAGUGUCCGGAUUCCUCCAGGUCUCCGACAACUCCACUGGUCAGCUGAUACACACCAUACAGGCAGAGGUCAACUUGAACUACAUUCGAGUGACUCUGUCCAAGUUACGUCGCUACCAUUUCUUGAGGCAGCAGCUGAGGGCACUCACUUGGCACCAUGUCUGUGUCACUUACGGUCAUGGGGUCACCAUCUCGUACCUGGACGGCAUAGAACAGGAUCGUCAACAUGGCUUCCUUGGGGAACCCGUCAUAGCAACUCAUAUCAAAAUUGGUUCCUGGGAUGCUGGAAAUAACUACAGUGGUCAGCUGUCCCAAGUCAAUAUAUGGAGUCGUGUUUUGACAGUCGAAGAAGUGAAUGCUCUGGCUGAUUGUACUAUGGAGGAGGAAGAAGGAGACAUCUUGCCUUGGAGCGGCCCUUGGACGAGUAUUGGAGACAUAUCAUUAUACCAAGUAGCCUUAGAUGACCUUUGUAAGGAAGCUUCAGGUACAGAUUACUUUAUCUUCAAUUAUAUCACAGCUCAUUCUGCCUUUCAAGUGUGUAAAGGUCUCGGUGGAUCUGUGCCAACCCCUCAGGUUGAAGAAGAAUACAACACAAUAAUGAAAGCUGUCAAUCAGUACCACGGAGAAGACUUUUCAUGCAAGUCCUUCUGGGUGGGAAUUUCAGAUGAACAGGAAGAGGGGGUGUGGGUGGAUAUCCAGCACCAAGCACAAAUUCACCCCUCGUGGUCUAUGGGUGAACCUGAUGGGGACAAGUUAGAGAACUGUGCAGUAGCUGAAGGUAGCCAGCAGUUUGCUGACACUCGCUGUGAUGAACUGAAGUGUGUAGUGUGUGGUGUACCGCGACGGCCAGUGUGGACACUCCUUGGUUCUUGUGAGAGAUAUCAACGUAAUAUACAUUUAGUCACUCUGCAGGGUAACUCAAGCAGGUUAAUGUUUCAAGGUUACUCUGAUUAUAGAAUAGUGCAGAGCGAAGACAAAAGUACUUGGCACUGGAAAAAUUGGCGCAGGAAUCAUACAGUUGCUACCUUGUCCAAUGCUGUUAAUGAUGUUCCGCUUGGCCGUCAGAACUGGACUCUGAAGAAGGCAAUGUGUGGCCAGACAGUGGGCGAGACUCGACGCCUUCUGUUGACUCCCUGCCCCAGAGAUCACUUCUCUUGUGAUGAUGCCUCGUGCAUCCCCCUCAACCAGCGAUGUGAUCUUAAACUUGACUGCCAGGACAAGAGUGACGAGAAUGGCUGCCAGCUGGUCAAGUUUCCCCCGGUGUAUCGACCAGACGUGCCUCCAGAAAUCAACAACAACAACAACCUGUCCCAACCUCUGCCCAUCGCUCUGCACAUCAUCAUUGAGAGUGUCGACGUGGACACGUCCUCCAUGCACAUGCACGUCAACUUCAUCAUCAGCAUGACGUGGCAGGAGGCCAGACUCAGCUACCUCAACCUCAAUGAAGACUAUACACUCAACAGAGUGCCGUAUGAUACUAUGCAGCAGGUGUGGGUGCCCGUGGUGGACUUCACCAACACUAAGGGCAACCACAUCACCCAGGCCGACAACCAGGCCACCAUGGUGGUCAACAUGCAGGGUAAACCCAGUCUUGGCGACGACACGCAACCUGAAGAAUUGGAGGUGUAUUCUGGUCCAGAAAACCCCAUAAGUGUAAGGAGGAAAUACAGCAUAACCUUCCAGUGUCAGUUUGACCUCAAGAUGUACCCAUUCGACGAACAGUUCUGCCACCUAGAGCUGACCUUGCUGUCAGCCUCGUCCAGGUUGCUGGUGUUUGACGAGGCUACCACCCGCGCACUCUUCCAGGGCAACCCUCAGCUGGUUGAGUACUUUGUUGGUGAUGUUGACAUUGAUUUUCACAACGACAGGGACUUUGCUGCCAUGUUUGUCAAGUUGCAGCUGCUGCGACGGUCGGGGUUCAUCAUCAUGAACGUGUACAUCCCGUCACUGUGUCUGCUGAUCAUCAGUUAUCUCACUCUCUACUUCACGCCAACCAACUUCCAGGUCCGCAUCCUCGCCUCGCUCACCUCCCUCCUCGUCGUAGCUACACUUUACACUCAGGCCUCGGCUUCAUUGCCUAAGACAUCCUAUUUCAAGAUGGUGGAUGUCUGGCUCUUAUCAAGCAUCUUCUUCAUUUUUAUUAUUAUUGUCAUUCACACAAUUAUUGAUAGAGUAAGAGAAAUGGAUAAUAACUUAGGAUGCAGGAGAAUGGCUCCUUCCCCAUCACCAUCUGGGAAUGUGCCAAUGUCAAGCUUUUUCUCUAGGAAAGGAAUGAGAUCCAACAGUGUGGACAACGGACCGUUGGACAAGGGGGACUUUAGGAGGAACUCUAUUGGGAUAUUGAGAAGAAACUCUAUGGAAAUGAGCCAGUACGACUUGCAGCUUCCGAGAGAGAGAGAGCAGUGUGAUGUGGUAACUGUCAAGCCACUCCACGAGAUCAUCAUUCUCGGAGCCCGAGUCUUUGUUUUUAUAUUACUGAUUGUCUUCCAUAUUGUUUAUUGGACUGUUGUUUUAGUUUAGUCUGAAUGUUCGUGUGAAAAGCUACUUCUAGAUCUAGUAUUUGGCCACUCAGUCGUGAAAAAUUGAGGAACGGUCAAAUUUCAAUAAUGCUGAAAAUAGUCAUAUAUUACAACCAUUCCUUCAAUUAAUUUUAGUAACAAUUUGACUGAGGGUCACAAAACAAAUAAGUUUCCUAAUUUGUUACAUUAUUAAUAUAGAUGGACUUUAAUAGUUAAACGCCAAUACCUACUCUUAAACCUUAACGUUAAUGAACUACCUUCACACCAAUCGACUCCAAUUUACACAUAUUCCAUGAUCACUCGUGACGUGAAUAUUGUCAAAGAACCAGUAAACAAAGUUAAACCAUAAAUACAGUCAAGGUAUGAAGCUGAACUUAAGACCUCAAAGGAAGAGUAAGGCGUUUCUUAAUUAGAAGUCUUGAAAUCAGACACCAUCAAAAGUCAAAUACAGUAAUGUAUAUUUUGGUUUUGUAUAUAUAUGGCUGAUGCUGGUUCCUUAAAUUUAGUUAGACAACCCUCCCAGAGCUGUUGUCAAUGAUUGUAUCACUAAAUUUCACAGCAGUGUAUUUGAGUGUGUAACUUAACAGACAAAAACAAAUAAAAUACUUUCUCUAGACAUAACAGCUCACGUGUUAUGAAAUGGACUAAUUACUGUAAACAAAAAGUACCCUAGAAUAAAAAUAUAAAUAAUUCAAUGUUUAUUUGUCUCACUGUUAACUUCCCCAUCCUGAAUUCUCUUCCACGCAGGAUAAAAGAUAGUAUUCAAUUCAAAUCAAGCAAAUCAAUCAAGAUUCAAGCAAAUCCUCAGAAUAAAAAUUACCAAAACUGAAGACAU